AUGGAUGAUGCUUCGUUGGAUUUAGAGGGCUACAGCUCUACCUAUACUACCGGUCAGAAUCAACAUUCCUCGCCGCAUUUAGUAUCACCCAUGGCUUUCGAAAACAUCGUUUCUGGAAAGGACAUUCACUCUUCAAAGGAUCAGAGUACCAGCUCCGCGUUGAACGAAUUGCAAGAUAGCGCGUCUCCGGACCAUGGAUAUCAUUCCAUGGAAACAACUACAACUACUAAUUACGACUCCGUGGGAUUAAUUUCUCAAAUAACAAACCCGAGCGGAGACACAGAUGAUGCAUUGUUUAUGUACUACCUGGACGAAGUCUUCUACAUCCAGUAUCCGUUUUUUCACUGCCAAAAGAAACAAGGAAGAGGUUGGCUCUUUGCGAUCCUCCGAAGAGUCAAAUCGGUAUACCAUGCGGCUUUAGCUCUGAGCGAACGCCAACGUCUUUCAAGCUCAUCAUCGCCAAAUAGUGACAUUGCUAUUAGCCUCAUCCAACUACGGACCCAAAAUAGCCACUACGAUAUAGCCAUUCAUGAGAUGCAGGUGAUGAUAAAUGAUUCUCACACAUCGAAAGGGAGUGGCCUUUUGCUCCAUAGUAUAGAGAUUCUCAUGUCUAUACUGCAGCUUCUGUUCUUUGAGGUAGGCCCAGCUUCCGCCUUUGAUGAUGCCACACGACUCUACAAUUCCACAGAGCGGAAGUGA
Messenger RNA from Penicillium cosmopolitanum, 699 nucleotides. RefSeq lists its product as uncharacterized. The record is from RefSeq and is a predicted model, not a curated record. The transcript is spliced from 2 exons. The coding region runs from base 1 to 699 and encodes 232 amino acids. NCBI's taxonomy places the organism in Eukaryota, Fungi, Ascomycota, Eurotiomycetes, Eurotiales, Aspergillaceae.